This is a messenger RNA of Haliotis rufescens (red abalone), 2145 nucleotides long. RefSeq names its product serine proteinase stubble-like. Gene Ontology annotation, molecular function: serine-type endopeptidase activity. Bases 27 to 1748 code for a protein of 573 amino acids. Gene Ontology annotation, biological process: proteolysis. The record is from RefSeq and is a predicted model, not a curated record. The transcript is spliced from 8 exons. NCBI's taxonomy places the organism in Eukaryota, Metazoa, Mollusca, Gastropoda, Lepetellida, Haliotidae.
UGUCAGUUGAGGCUUAUUUCGUUACGAUGAAACGUGUGUUGGUGUCGGUCGUACUAUUGGCUUGCCUCCUUCGGGUUGCAGCGAGCGCUUAUGGGUAUGGAAAUAAUUGGAACAGAGCAUAUUAUAAUUACAUGAAGUACUACCAAACAAGAUAUGGAAGACAGAACCCGUACGGUCAGCUGGCGGGCUACCAGGUCCUCAACUCCGCUAAGUGGAUGCCGAUGGGCGUCUAUAACAAUUACUUCUGCAAAAUCCUGGGUUCAUCAGUCGGAAAGAGAAGCAUUCGACACAAACGGAUUGUACCAAACAGAGGACUCUAUCUCCCGGAUUACAUGAUGUCUACGUCGAUUCUUAGACGUUACGCCAACAGGUACUUCGGGAAAGACAAGGUAGACGACCUUGACCGAACAUUACGGCAGUUCUUCAACGUCAGUAUCGACGCUUACAUCCACGGCAUGAUCCGACGGAAGCAGCAGGGAUACCCUUACAAAAGUAUCCGGGAUGAAAUGCUCCGUGGCCUUCUGUCGCGGUACAGCGGCAUGGACAACCCCAGAUCUGUCAACAACGCCCUCCGCGCCAUCAACAUCUUCAACAAGGCAGGACAGGCUCAGGUUAGAAGACAUGCAGAUGCUUAUGGCUCGUCAAACUGCAUGAAUCUGAGUCCCCACGGCCAGCAGUACCUGUGUAGUUAUCUCCACUUCGCGAUGAGCAUCACCCAGGUCUGCGGCGUGAACAACCUCGUCUCCAUGCUCUACAACGACUGCAGCUGCCGAGGUGGUCACGGUCCUGAUGUUGUGUACGUGCCCAUUGACAACCCGCAUCCCAACCCAGCUCCGGCAACCGCAGCAGCUACAACUGCUACUACCACGUCUACUACUACCACUACCACGUCCCCGGGGUCUACAGUGAGUACAGACCCGUCUGCCACCACCACCACCACGUCUACAACUACGACAACCGCAACUCCCUCAGACUGCGGCAUCAGCACCAUCAACCCGGCGCGCGACUUCCCCCUCAUCCGCUACAUCCUCCGACAGUGGCGCAUCGUCGGGGGGAUCAACGCUCAGAGUGGGGAGUUCCCCUGGAUGGCUGUCGUCAGCGCCAAUGGCGGCCUCUGCGGCGGCAGCAUCCUCAACUCCACACACAUCAUCACUGCUGCUCACUGUGUCGAUGAUUUUGCGGCAAGUACAAUAACAGUAGACGUGGGCGAACAAGACCGGUUCAACGACAACGACCACACAACGUUCCAGGUGUCGACAGUGACGGUCCAUGAGAACUACCAGCCUGGCUCUGAGGCUAAUGAUAUCGCCUUGUUGGAACUCUCGACGCCUAUAGACUUCAACACAAUUACUGACGCCGCGCCUAUAUGUCUCCCUAGCGGCACGUUCACAGCCACCGUGGGUGACGGCACUGAGUGUAUAGUAGCUGGGUGGGGGACCCUCUCAUUUCAAGGUCAGAUCCCAAACAUCCUUCAGGAGGUGUCAGUUCCAACGUACGCAGGGACGUCGUGCACGGCAAACUUCAACACCAACCCCACUACCCCGGCAACGCAGCUGUGCGCAGGCGCACCUGGUACCGGCGGGGUCGACUCUUGUCAGGGAGACUCCGGCAGCCCCUUGUUCUGUUCCGUCAACGGCCGCUGGGUGCAGUACGGGCUCGUGUCGUACGGUGACGGGUGCGCCAACCCUGGCGAGGCAGGAGUCUACACGGACGUCUCGCAGUACGUCGACUGGAUCAAUGGCGUCUAGCUACAACCGAGUUAAUUUACAACCAAAUCGAUGCUUAACUUCUCAAAUUAAUUUAUUUUUACUUUCAUUUCUAUUUCUCCCACAGCUGAGUGUUCUGUCGCCUCAAUUAGACUACCUUGUAUUAGGCAUUGGUGGAACCGUUGUUGUUUUGUUUAAAUCUGAAAAAUAACACCAUGUUUCGUUUCCCAUAUUAAGUUGGAUGUAUUUAAACAAAAUCCCCGUUUUACUCUUGUUGUGUUCUUAUUUGCUGGACACAGAUAUUACAGUUUGCACCACAUGAGUGAGUUGGGUUUAACGCCGCUUUUAACAGUAUUCCAGUUAUAUCACGGCGUGUCAGCUUAAUGUGGGAGGAAAGCCCGAAGUGAUGCAGGUCUCAGACGUUAACCACUUCGGUGAA